This is a messenger RNA of Ficedula albicollis (Collared flycatcher), 2485 nucleotides long. RefSeq names its product gremlin 1, DAN family BMP antagonist (gene GREM1). Gene Ontology annotation, biological process: animal organ morphogenesis. The record is from RefSeq and is a predicted model, not a curated record. Gene Ontology annotation, molecular function: BMP binding; receptor ligand activity. NCBI's taxonomy places the organism in Eukaryota, Metazoa, Chordata, Aves, Passeriformes, Muscicapidae. The transcript has 2 exons. Bases 24 to 578 code for a protein of 184 amino acids.
CCGAGGAUCCGCCACCGCGCAGGAUGGUCCGCACACUGUAUGCCAUCGGUGCCUUGUUUCUUCUGAUGGGAUUUCUGCUUCCAGCAGCCGAAGGGAGAAAGAGGAAUCGUGGAUCUCAAGGUGCUAUCCCUCCUCCUGUCAAGGAUCAGCCCAAUGAUUCAGAGCAGAUGCAGACGCCGCAGCAGUCAGGCUCCAGGAACCGAGAGCGAGGAAAAGGCACCUCGAUGCCUGCUGAAGAGGUGCUGGAGUCCAGUCAGGAGGCGCUGCACAUCACUGAGCGCAAGUACCUAAAGCGGGAUUGGUGCAAAACCCAGCCCCUCAAACAAACUAUCCACGAAGAAGGCUGCAACAGUCGCACCAUUAUCAACAGGUUCUGCUAUGGCCAGUGCAAUUCCUUCUAUAUCCCCAGGCACGUCCGUAAAGAAGAAGGCUCCUUCCAGUCUUGUUCCUUCUGCAAGCCCAAGAAAUUCACCACCAUGACUGUUACACUCAAUUGCCCCGAGCUUCAGCCCCCAAGAAAGAAGAAAAGAAUCACCCGAGUUAAGGAGUGCCGGUGUAUAUCUAUUGACUUGGACUAAACUGAGAAAAAGUAGCAAUUGCACUCUUGACUGUAUGCAAUCACUGCCAGCGUGAGAGUGAGUGGCAUGAACUAGCCUACCUUCAAGGCUGGGCAAAACUGAAAGGGACCUAGAGAAUUACCUAAAACAAGCAAAACCCCCCAAAAAGAAAGGAAACAAUCAUGUAAGGAAAGGGCAUGCGCGCGCGUGUGUGUGUAUAGGGGAGAAAAUUGAUAUGGAUGAGCAAAUGCACGAAUGUUCACUACAAAAAAAAUGUAACGGGGGUGUGAGGCAUUAAAAACCCCUAAUUACCCAUAGUCAUGGAUUAGGUUUCCUAAUUCAUGUGUAUAUUCACAUUUUUGCCGCUUGCUGUGGCUUUUGCGAAUGUUCACCUUUGUGCUAUUUGCUUUUACUGUAUUAGUGAAACAUCAAAGUGAGAGGACAAUAUAUUUCAAAGCAUGAAGCUAUUCUUAUAUAAGAAAUAGACAAAGAGCAAUUUAAAAUGUAGCACAGCCAUCACUGAAAAUAGAAGCUGUGUCGAGAGUUUGUAACACGCUUCUUCAAAAAAAUAGCUGUAAUCCAAAAGCCAUGUCUGGAGAACAAUGGGGGGAUGUGGGAGUGCUGAAAAGUCAAUAUAGGUGGUUGGGAAACAGAUCUACAGCAACUUAGAAAGCCAAAGGUCAAAGCAAGUAGACAGGGAGGGUGCAAAAGGGAGUAGAAAAAGGAAAGAUACAUAAACAGGAAAACACAGAGGAAGAGAUAUUGUCUUCUGUUUACGUUUUGCUUUAAUUUAUAUACUUAGUCAUAUAUUACAUAAAUUAAGAAGAAAGUAUAUACCAGGCUAUAAAUAUACUUCUGAAUUCUGAUGGCUCUCUAAACAAAACAAAAGCCCAUUCUUAUGCCACUAGAUCCAUUUGAUGCCUUGUAUUUCUGAUAUCAGUUAUUCUUCAUAUCUACAUAUAUAUGUAUAUGCAGUAUCUUUUAGGCAGUGGUAUCUAUACAUACAUGCAAUGAGUGUGCCUACUUCAUUGUGUGUAUCCAAACUCCUCUUUUUCACACACAUACAUAACCAUAGCACAAAAAUCUUGCUAACCAAGAUCAAGUACAGAAUGGCAGUAAUUUAGUACAUAAAGAGCAGAGCAAGAAUUAAAACAAGCAUCAUGUGACUGCAAAUGCAAUAACCACACAAGAGACAAAAGACACGACAUUCAUGACUAGUAAACAUUGCAUUGUUAUUGUUAUUUUAGCUUUGCCACAGGCAUGCAGUUUGUUGAAACAGAGAUGCAGAACUUUGCCAGCAAUGAUCCUCUUUUUAUAUCUUUUACCACAGACUUGCAUUUAAACUGGAUUUGGAGCAAGUAAAGAGAAUUUCCUGAAAACUUAGGGCUGACUGCCCUUCUCAUUUGGGGACAAAAAACAUAAAAGGGGACACACUACUUCCAACAGCUUGAUGACUCUCACCUGUGAGGUUAUCUUUCCUUCAGGCUUAGGAGUUUAAAAUUGACCAGGGCAGUGAAGUUUGGCAGGAGCACAGAAGGUCCCACAAAAACAUUAGUUUAAUGAGGUGUGUCCUGGGGAUUGGACCAUCCAUGCAUGUUGCCCUUGCUAUCCUGAGCACUCGAUGGCACACACUUACCGCAGGAUGAGACUUUGAGAGUCCAGGACUCAGUUUCCCUGCUCAGCAGCAAUAUUCUCCAGCAUCACUAUCAGUAUAACUGUUCUCUCUCUCACCAGGUGCCUCUCUCAGCCACAAGGUGAUUAUUUUGACCUCAUUUCUUGCCAUACAAUGUUAAGCAGGACAAUUCUGCCCUUAGUAACACGCCCAAAGGGAAAGAUAUAUGAGUGGCAUGUCAUAGAUGUGUCCUAUGUGGCCUCAUUUUAUCAGUUGGCCCACCUGUUAUACCGUGCAUCACACAUUUAUUGGUGAU